CGAGGCUAGAGUAACUCGUGAAGUACCUCAUAACCAGACCUAAUGCAAUUUUCCGCCGGGGCUUAUCAGCUGAGGUGCGUGCGAGCAGCAAGUUCCUAUCUAGAGUCAGGACUAACAACAGGAGCAAACUUUUCUACCCUGCUUCAGUCUUCCGUAUCAGCUGCAACAGACUCCUUGUAAAGGCCGUCUGGCAGGGCGAAGUGAUGCGGUGUUCGUGGUAUGUUGUCAAAACCGGCGCAUUCUGUGUUUAUAUCACGUGACACUACUAACCCAAUGAUAAAUCACGUUACAUCUGAGUCGAGCAGAAGCGGAUAUACGAAAAGCAAAGUAGGUUUGCAGUUUGCGCGCUGGAAAAAUGCUCAGUCAAAAACUGGUAGAACUGGGUGCACAGGAGAAGAUCACGCGGUGCCUACUUUAUAAACUUCAGACAAAAGGUUUUCUAUACGCGUGACGGGGGACGCCCGACACUACGCUGAAUGGGAAGGCGAGGUAGGAGGGAAACCGGAGACGAACAACCGAAAACUGUAAGGCACUGAAGUACUACUACUACUACAAACAGUUGCUAGACUGCAGCAUGCACCACUUGGCUGUGCUGAGGUACGUGUGGUUAGAAGAGCAGUGUGCUGUUUCAUAGAGAUCAUGGCAAGAGAGUUAACUCCAACAACUUUUUUUUCGGUCAGCUGAAGUGUGUGUGUGGUGCGCGCAGCAUGUACUCAGUCUGCAGCACUGUUGCGUCUUCGAUGUGGCUCAUAGGUGUGUCGGCGAAGUGUAUCAUACAGUGCCGACAAAGCCAGCGCGUGCUCUUGUGUUGACCGGCCUUGUGCGUGGUUCGUUCGAUGGCAAACGAGACGGAUAGCAGUGAUAGUGUGUGGGCCCGCCAGUAAACACUGUACGGUCGCGCGCGGGGGCAUCUCUCCAGCUGCGCGUCCCUUGCAACGAGCUUCAGUUCAACUCGAUCUGCCAAGCAAGACGUAGUGUUGUCCGCUGUCCACGCACCUACGUCAGUGCAGCAGUAGCAGCAGCGAAGUCCAAUGCAGCUGCAGUCGUUGCUUGCAGUCAGCCUGUGGACACAGUGUUCAAUAUUCGCUGCUACAAGCGGCGAGUCCUCUUUGCGUCUUGCAGCAGUUUCAGCAACAGCCACACACACACUACGGUGACAGCCUGGUGAUUGACGUGCAGCGAAAUACAACGCAGUGCACUUCGCUGUUUGUUGUCGAGGUGGAUUGACGGUUUCUUGCAUCAGUGCAAAAACGUGCUCGGCUGGCCCCCUUCCCCCUGUUAGCACCUAUUCCCCAUUUUCUCUGAACGUUUCCUUUCUCACCUCGCCCAGGUCAGGUGCCACGCGCUCACCCUUCUUCUCCCCCGCCCCUCCCUUUCUACCUUCACAACCCACCCAUCCCUCCCCAUAAGCACUAAAAGCAGGGCAGUGCUCCACAGUGUCGUGCAAUCAAUAGCAGUUUUCAUUACAGCCUCUAGUCCUGUCUAAAUUCAGUUCAUUGUGCGGUGCGGCAGCUUGCCCCAAGCUGCCAGUCAACAAAACGUCACGCUGGAUUCAAACCGUGAGAGCGCCACCACCCCGCCCACUCGCCUCCUAGCACGAGGCAACAGCAGUGCCGGGUCGCCCACGACAUGGAUGUCCGUUACUGCCAGUAAGCGCACGGGUGGACGCAGCACCUAUCCACAGACAAAGAUGUCCUCCCCUGGGUGCAUGGGGUUGGGGUCCGGGCCAGGGGGGCUGACCAUGAGCCCCACCACUGAGCCCUCAGGGGACUUUGAGGUGAGGGAGGAGUAUGACCGGGUGGAGAGGUGGCUGGAUGAGCACCCAGAGUUUGUGCAUGACUACUUUGCUCGAAAGGCCCGGAGGAGCAUGGUGGACGGGUGGCUAAUCGCACAUGCCCUAUCCCACAGUGGGCUGGGGGCUGGGGUGGCUGGUGACACCCUGUCUACAUCCAGUAACACCAGCUCUAACUCCAAGCCUAGUUCAGGGGCUAACACCCCUGUGCGUAAGAUCUCUGCACAGGAAUUCGAGAAGGGUGGCCUGCUGCGACCCAUUAUUUCCACUGUGGAUGGGACCCUCACCUUUCUGGAUCCCUCACCAGCUUCCACACCGACUCGUUCCAGCAAGACCCAUCGGCGGUCCAAGAGUGAGCUGAAGGCUUUGGAUGAGAAAGAACUGAUGUACGAGUUGGUGAUCGAUAUCUGUAAUGAUCUGGAUGUAACAAGCUUAUGCUACAAGAUCCUGCAGAAUCUUUCUAUACUUCUCAAUGCAGAUCGGUGUUCGCUAUUUUUGGUACAAGGAAAAGGGACUAAUGAGCGGUCACUAGUGUCCAAACUGUUUGAUGUUAGCAGUGACUCAACAUAUGAAGAGAUAUGUGAAAGAGACGAGGAGAUACGUGUUCCGUGGGGUACUGGAAUAAUUGGCUAUGUGGCAGAAACUGGGGAGUCUGUCAACAUACCUGAUGCAUACCAGGACCCGCGCUUCAACAGCGAGAUCGAUGUCAAGAUGGGCUACAAGACCCGCAGCAUCCUCAGCAUGCCCAUCAAGGACAGCGAGGGCGAGGUGAUCGGUGUGGCGCAGGCCAUCAACAAGAUUAGUGUCAAGGAUGAGCCGUUUGACGAGCACGAUGAGAAGGUGUUUGCGUCCUACCUAGCAUUUUGUGGAAUCGGUUUAAAGAACGCUCAGCUGUACGGAAGAUCGCUGCUAGAGAACAGACGCAAUCAGGUGUUGCUGGAUCUGGCCAGCGUCAUCUUUGAGGAGCAGAGCAACGUGGCCAACCUCAUCCACAAGAUCAUGAUGCACACUCAGUCGCUCCUGCAGUGCCAGCGCUGCCAGGUCCUGCUCGUCGACGAUGCCUCCAAGGACAAAAACAAACGCAAUUGUGACUCGGGUACCUUCUCGCAAGCCUUUGAUCUUCAGGCUUCGGACUUCGACAACGACGACACUUACAACAGAGAAGGACCGCAAGAGCCUCGAUUCCCUAUCAACAUUGGCAUCACCGGCCAUGUCGCUAGGACAGGGGAGACUCUGAACAUUCCUGAUGUCUAUGCUGAUGACAGAUUUGACCCUACAGUGGAUACAGAGACUGGCUUUGUGACCAAGUCCAUCCUGUGCAUGCCUAUAAAGAAUGUGGCAGGAAAGGUCAUUGGAGUUAUUCAGCUGGUCAACAAGCUUGACAACACCAACUUCAACAAAAAUGAUGAGAACUUGUUUGAGGCAUUUGCCAUAUUCUGUGGGAUGGGCAUUCACAACACCUGGAUGUAUGAGACUGCUGUCAAGGCCAUUGCCAAGCAGCGGGUUGCUCUGGAGGUUAUGUCGUAUCAUGCCAUGGCGCCCAUGGAGGAGGCAGAGAGACUCAAGAAAAUGCCUGUACCUUCAUCACAACACUAUAAUCUCCUGGACUACAACUUCCAUGACUUCACUCUGGACGAUGACGAUACACUCAAGGCCACCAUUCGCAUGUUUCUUGACCUUGAACUUUUUGAUCGCUUCCAAAUAAACUAUGAGCUGUUUUGCCGGUUUCUGUUGAGUGUCAAGAAAAACUAUCGCAAUGUCACGUAUCAUAACUGGAGACAUGCCUUCAACGUUACGCAAACCAUGUUCUGCAUGCUAAAGACUGGUCAGAUGGCAAACAUCUUAGGGGAUAUGGAGCGACUAGCACUGAUGGUGGGCUGUCUGUGCCAUGACCUUGAUCACCGAGGCACCAACAAUCAGUUUCAGCUCAAAACCAUGUCUCCACUAGCAGAACUCUACUCCACGUCCACAAUGGAGCACCACCACUUUGAUCAGUGCAUCAUGAUUAUCUCCACAAAGGGCAGUGACAUCCUGUGCAAUGUGGCACAGGCAGAGUAUGAGCAGGUGAUACAGAUGCUAGAGAACGCCAUCCUGUCCACAGACUUGGCUCUGUACUUCAGAUUUCGGGGUCAGUUUUUUGAACUGACCAGGUCUUCAGAUGUAGAUUGGAGAGACGAUUCACAGAGAGACUUGCUGAGGUCCAUGAUGAUGACAGCUUCAGAUGUUGCUGCCAUCACGAAACCUUGGGAAGUGCAGAAGAAGGUGGCAGAGCUAGUGGCCAGUGAAUUCUUUGAACAGGGCGACUUAGAGAAAGAGGAGCUCAAGAUCCAACCAAUAGACAUGAUGGACAGAGAGAAGAAGGACAAAUUACCUCACAUGCAAGUUGGGUUUAUUGACAACAUUUGUCUCCCUGUGUAUGAGGCUAUGGCUCGGGUCUCGACAAAGCUGUCUCCCCUGCUACAAGGUUGCCAACAAAAUCGCUCAAACUGGCUUUUAGAAGCAGAAACGGCAGAGAAAAAUCAGUCUGAGAGACAUCGACAGGCAGAAAAGCAAGCAGAAGAGCAGCGUGCUGAAAACAGCAACAAAGAUAAUGAUGAGAAAACAACGUCCUGACGGUGUGUUUUAUUUUAAUGCCUUUUCUCAAUUUGCAUAAUUCAAACUUUAUAAGGUUAUAUAUAUUAUGGGCAAGUGCACAAUCUUUGGCGCCUCUCACACAUUGUUCUCUUGUUGGGAUCAGAACUGGAACUGUUUGCUUGUGCUUACACUAUGUGUAAAUUUGCUGGCAAUUAAUUUGUUUUUUCUUAUAAUCCUCUUUGUUGAACUUGACGAAUGCAGUUGCUGAUAAGUUUACCUGGGAUAGAUGAAGGCUUCUGCAUGAACACCACAAAUAUUAACCCCAGUGAGCUAUAGUUAUCUUCUCCUACUCAUGAUAUAUCGGGAUUACUUUUAUCUUAAAAUUUUUAAAUUAAAUUGCCAGAUUAGUUUGGACCUUAUUCUUGAAGGAGUAUAAGCUGCAUGAUGGGAGUUUUUAUUCAUUUUGGGUGGUUUGUAACUGAAGGGAAAGGAAAAUCUAGGAAGGCUACCUGCAGAAAUGCAGAAAUUGAAUGUUAUACAUGCUGCAUCGUUGGUCCUGAACUCUCUCAGACUGUUCUUAAGACUAUAAAGUACAACUCCUAUGAUGUUGAGAGGAGGCUGAAGGACAAAUGUGAAAGCAUAAACAUAAAGCUGCAAAUGGCAAGCUUUGUCUUAAAGGUAUCGAUGAUGGAAUUGAUAAAAAAAUGUUGUAUGGAGGAACUGAUUCUGGCAUUUGAAAAGAAGUUGAGAAUGAGAUCUCCUGGCAGUAAGGAAGCCAGUGAUGAUGCAGGAGAUUGGGAAGGCCAGAGAGGGAAAGAAUCAGGCCACCUUUCCUUCUGCAAGGUGAGAACAGAAACAUUCUUUCCUGAGGGGUGCUGACAUAGCUGUCUCAGGGUCGUAGAUGUAAACCCAGAACUAAUCCUUUUUGUUUGUACAUUUUGGAAAUACUGUAUAGUCCUCUGUGACAUCUUAUCUGCUAGAAGAUAAAUGUUUGUACUUUAGACUUAUACCCUGUACUCAUCACUGGAUCUUGCUUCUUGCUGUUAACAUCUCCUUUGCUGUAUGACAUCAGAUACUACUGCCAAUAUUCAAGAUGUUGCUAUUUUGAUGCCAUAAAAAGGUUCUAGAUUAUUUUUUACAUCAGCACUUGUGUAUGUUUACUGUGUAAAUGGAAAGUGAUAAACACUGUUUUUCAGCAAUGAAUAUAUCUUAUUUUGUCAUUUUUCUCAAUAUUAAUACCUUAUCUACUUUCUGCAUGUUCAAAUGAGCAGAAAGUGGAUCUGAAUCAGUUGUGCUAUUUUGUACCUUUCCAGUGUAUAUUAUCUUUAUUUAUUAAGAGGAAAGUUUGCUUAUUGCACAUCACUCAUUGAUUGAUCAUAACUGUAUGACAGCACACAACAAUUUCCUUUUAUUACUUCUUUGCUGUGCAACUAAAAUGGUAUGGGCUUGUUUUCUGAUCUUUGGCAUACCUGGUUUUGAAGAAGUCAUUACUACCAGUGUGUCAGUGAACUCUUGAGAUUCUGAGGUCAAUAGGUUUUGAUGACAGCGAUGAUAAUAGGUGAGAGGACAGCUGUGAAGUUUUGGGUCCUCUCAGCAGAGUGUUUUUGCAUCAGUUACAUUUGACUUUUCCAUGCAUUAUGAAACUAUUUUGCACACUUUUCUUAUGGUGUGCACAUUGUGUACAUAAAGCGGUGGUCUUGCUUCUCUGCACAAAACUGCAUGUGAAAUAUGUGAUGGUAAAGUUUUGUCUUUUACUAGCAGUGCAGCUCAUUUGGAUGCCUGGUAUCUCCCAGCUAGCACACAACUUACAAAUUGUUUCUAUCACACCUCCUUAAAGGCAGCUCAGUAUUAUAACCUUGAGCAAUCAUCAAUUUACAUGUCUUUCUUGCACGUUGCUAGAGUUUUUUUUUCGCCCGGUUAUUGUGAGAAGUAAGGCUGACUGGCUGGCCAUUUUAUGAUUCUUUUGACUUUCGACAAGGAGAGAAGCAUGAAAAGCGAAGCCAUGUGUUAAAUAAGGUUAACUGUUUCAAUGCCCUGCGUUCUGUAGCAGUCAGGAGAACAGGUGUCAUCUAGAUGUAGUAGCUUAUUUUGACUGUCAUCAUUCAAUAUAAAUAUCAGAAGAGCUAGCAAACUAUCUACACCUCUGUAUGUUGUGAAAGAGUACAAGUGUAUGUUUAUGUUAGGCUUGUUUAUGCUAUAGAACUUGUAGGCAAUCCAUGAAAUUAUUUCAGCCUUCAAAACGCCCACCCGAAGCUAUGGAAGAGGAGCAAUAAUUAUGAUGUGACAGUUUGUCAUCUCCCAGUUGUCCAUUGCUAAAAUAAGUGGUUUCCAUACCUUGUUGAGUCUGCGUUACUCCUGGUGCUAUGAUCAAAGAUGCCCCGCAGUUAAGUAGCAGAAAAUAAGACAGUAUCAGUGGGGUCUGGAAACACCCUCACUAGCCCUUGGUAAUGGCUCAAUGAGAAUUUUGAUGAUCAUGAUGUUCUUGUGGCCAAUCCUGAUAACAGCUGAGGUGUAAACCUGAUCAUUGUCGCUGGCAGCACUCAUAAGUUUUGAUCCAUGGUGAAGCAGUAGUACAAAAUAGUGCAAUAUGAGAAGUUUGCGGAUGGAAGGCUUCCCAUGGGAAUAUGACUGUAGACCUGAAAAACAUUCAGGCUAUAGCUGCUUGGGUGUAAGUGGGUCUGGGAGCAUAAAGAUGUGGACGAAAAAUAUUAGCCUGUUCUAUUAAAUGCAAAGCUAAUAUUAAAAUAAUUAAGUAAAUCAAGAUUUGGAAAAAAAUCCAUGAUUUUAGUAAAGCUCAGUUCAUAAAUACUCGGUUGCCUUAGGUUCCAUUUUUAAAAUGUGAGCAACACAAGUACACUGUUUACAGUAGUCAUUUCUAAAAUGGGUUACUAAAGGAUGAGAUUUGACUGUGUGGACUGGGUAGCUAAAUGUGGAAGGAAUGAGAAUGACCUGAACUUUUUCAUGACUGUUCCGUUAAUGUCCAAUGUUCAUUUUUCAAAAGCCCCAUCACCACUGUGCAGCAUGAGUUUUCAUUGGAUGUUACUUUAUAUUUGCUUGUCUUUUGGACUAGUUUAUGUCUUCUAUUGUCUGUUCUUUGGGACAACUGUUCUGGACAUAUCAAGUAUAUUGGUCACCCUGUUAUAUUUGUAUCUUGCUUCUUUUUAAAAAAAAAUUUAUUUCAAUUUCUUCAGAGAAGUAAUGUAUUAUGUGUAUACACAUUUAUGAUUAGAGAAAAUGUUAAACGGACAUCCUAGGAAUUUGAUGGGCUUGGAAUAAGUUUAGUUUAUUUAUGUUUAUUUGUCAUUCAUGGUUAGUUUAGUUUGGUUUAUUCCUUGUUGCUCCUUUGAGGAGCAUAGGGCCGCAACAACAUCAUUCAUGGUAUGCUUGGGUUUUUUUCACCAUGAGAACUUAGAUGCUUGAAUUAAUCAGGCAUACAUCUGUGAAACCACAUGUGAGACUGUGUAUAUGUGGUUGCAUGUGCUUAUGCCUGUAUAUUACUUUCAAAUGCGAUUUAGUUCGUUUUGAGUGGGAAGAAGUAUUAAGACAGAUGGCGAUAAUUAUGUUGAUAAUCUGAUACAUACAAGUGAUAAGUGAGAUGGUUUUGAUGAGCGUGGUGGCAGCAGGGUUAGUUUUAAAAGAAUCAUCUUUUCUUUAUCCUAAGUCUUGUCAGAUGCUGCUUGCCACCUUCUAUUGUGCUUUUUUAGUUUUGUAUUAUUGUUAUUUUAAAAAAAGCACUUUCCACUGAGAUGUCCCCGGUUUUGAAAGAAGACUGUUAAAUUAUGUUCAUGGAAAAAAUUCAUCUUUUCCACUUGUAUUCUUCUGGAUGUGACAAAGUGGGGCAGGUUCCAAAACCUACACCACUAUAUGCUUGCUUUUUCCUCCUUUACUCAGGAGUAAGGUCCUGCAAGCUGAGGAAGCAUCACCAUGGAAUUGGCAUCCAUAUUUCAGCCUCAUAAUGCAUUUCACUGGCAGUUAAUUUGCUCAUAAAGGACCAUGUCGAGGUAGGGGAGGUCUCCUUUGCAUUGCAAUGUUUUUGAAAAUGAAAUGCAAUGACAAGUGUUUGUUGAGGUGCAGGGGAAUGGCCUAAUUCUGUCACAGUGCUAGGACAGUAAACAGGACAAGUUGGCAGGCUUACUUUUCUUUUCAAUGAAAAUGCAUUUAAUUGCAGCAACUGAUGACCUACGGGUUUCAGGAGUAAAUUUUUUUUGUGGUUGCAGAUGUGAGGAGUGUAUUGCUGUAAACUCUAGUGUUUCAAUACUCAAUGUACAUUUUCUUUUGUUAUUCAUAUGUUGUGCAUUAUUUUUGAAGAAAAAAACGUUCUGUUUAUUCCUGCUGCCACUUAGGCAUUUGUUGUUAUUGUGAAGGGGUCAGCAUCAAACAGCUUGUUAGCAUAACUGUAUUUUGUACAUUUCAAUGGCCACCUUACCUUCUUGAUUCUGCUUUGCUAUAUACCAGUUAAGGAGAAGAAUUGACACAAUACCGAUAUUCAUUUUACCUUUCUCACAAAAAGUUGCCUACCUCAGACAUCAGCAUAAAAACUGUCAUUAUUAACAUUGUACAUCUUGCUUCUUCUUACACCAGCACCUUCAUCUCUUUUCUUUAUCCAUUUUUCUGUAUCUGCUAAAUUUCAUGUUAUGUCAAUACUUUCAGUGAACACCUUAUGAACAUUUUACACUAGAUCACUAGAUUUUACACUAGAUCACUAGAUGUUUAAGAAUGCCUCAAAUUUCUCACUGGAAAUGUUGCAAUGUCUAAAAUGCAGUGCUAUUGAACACCUGAAGGAGCACCAUUUGCUUGUGUUUUUUAAAAAAAAACCAACUGUAUUAAUAGAUACUGGGGUUCCACUAAACUUACAGAUUUUUUUAAAGCUGUUUCAAAACAAUUUUUUUUUUUUCAUUCCUUUAGUGCAUCACCUUUAUGAAGUGGACUUGUUACCCACUUCCCCUGCCUUUUAUGUAAAUGAAUAGAUUUGUGUUAAUUAGCAGAAUGAUGUCACUUUUAUCCUUGGCUUUUAAUAUGUGAGCACUGUGUAAUAUAAGCCCAGGAAACACUUCAGAACAUUUAUCUCAAGCCUUGUGCACAGGUUGCCUUGUAGUUUAAUUGCCGAUGUCUCAGAAUGCCAUGCUUACAGGGUGUACAAUUAUUAUGGAAGGCUGCUUUUGGCAGGGGUGUGAUCAUGGCAUGUGGCAGUGAACUGACAAGUAAAUAGAAAUACAACUGAGUUUUUUUGUGAUACUCUCUCCACAUUUUAUGCACUUUGUGAUAUUUCUGACCAAAAUGAUGAUGCGAAUUAAUUUAUUUGAAGUAAACAGCUGCAUCACA
This is a messenger RNA of Pomacea canaliculata, 9688 nucleotides long. RefSeq names its product dual 3',5'-cyclic-AMP and -GMP phosphodiesterase 11-like. The record is from RefSeq and is a predicted model, not a curated record. Lineage: Eukaryota; Metazoa; Mollusca; Gastropoda; Architaenioglossa; Ampullariidae. Gene Ontology annotation, molecular function: 3',5'-cyclic-AMP phosphodiesterase activity; protein binding; 3',5'-cyclic-GMP phosphodiesterase activity. Gene Ontology annotation, biological process: signal transduction.